UGACUGAAGAAGUUAGUGAAGAGUCGGAGAAGCUGGAGUCAGAAAAGACUUUCUAGAGUUUGUCGACUGAGUUUUAGAGACUGCAAAUGUAAUUAUUUUCACUGGGAACUGGUCAGGAUAUAUUUAAACACUAUGGUGUCUUGUGUGUGUUGUGGUCCAAAGCUUGCAGCUUGCGGAAUUGUCCUAAGUAUUUGGGGAGUCAUAAUGCUGUCAAUGCUGGGGAUUUUCUUCUCAACUCAUUCGGCUGUGUUAAUAGAGGAUGUACCUAUCCGUGAGGAAGAUAUGCACAACCAGCAGACCCCCCUGCAACCUGUUUAUGCCUUGUUUGACCAAGUGGGCUACAACUGCUUCAUCGCCGCGGGCAUGUAUGUCGUCUUGGGCCUCCUGUCCUUUUGCCAGAUCCGGAUGAACAAGCGGAGGGAGUACUUGGUACACUAACGCCACUUGGUACACUAGCACCACUUGGUACACUAACACCACUUGGUACACUAGCUGCCCCACUGGAGUCCAACCCACCAGCCGCCACGGAUUUGACCUUGCAGAGAUACUUUAGUCUGUAAAUAUCAUUGCAUUCUCAUUUGUAUGUCACAAUAACCCGGUACACUAACAGCAUUUGGCGAUGGAUGUCCCAUUUUUGGAAGUGUUUGGCUUCACACACAGAGUGACCUACUUUUUUUUGGGAAUGUGCCUUUUAAUAGUGCCUUACUGUACUGACAUGCCUUAUCACUGGACCAGACAUUUGUAACCAUUCUUGCCUUGACAAACUGGUUUAUUACAUGUAUGUCAUGUAAUAAAAUAAAAGUAAAAAAACA
Sardina pilchardus (European sardine) is the source of this 812-nucleotide messenger RNA. It is a transcript of the gene rnaseka, whose product is annotated as ribonuclease, RNase K a. The coding region runs from base 133 to 438 and encodes 101 amino acids. NCBI's taxonomy places the organism in Eukaryota, Metazoa, Chordata, Actinopteri, Clupeiformes, Clupeidae. Gene Ontology annotation, biological process: nucleic acid metabolic process. Gene Ontology annotation, molecular function: RNA endonuclease activity. The transcript is spliced from 3 exons. The record is from RefSeq and is a predicted model, not a curated record.